AUGUCUACUCCCAGAACUAAGCGUCAAUUUGCCGGUGCCUCGGCGGACCCGAGCCAACGCCAGAUCACCUCAUUCUUUGGUGCGCAGUCCGCUGAGCAGGUUGCUGCUGCUGCGGAGGUCUCUCGCCAGCCCGUUCUGCCGGCGUCAGUGCAAUCUAACUUGCUGAGCGUUGGCAUGCGUGUCCGCAAGUCUGUCCCUGAGGGAUACAAGACGGUCGGUACCAGCGCCUUCAAGAUCUGGACCGACAACACCAAGCCUUCCACAACUGCUAACCCCGCUGUCCGGAUCUGCUCCCGGGAGCUGUUGCCCUUCUGCGGCAUCAACAAGGUCGGCGGCCUCGAUACCCAGCCUUCCUUUGUGUAUGAUGAUGACGAGGUGCCCGCUCUGGACGAAGUUCCUGAGCUUACCAUGUCUCAGGAGAGCGCCGACAAUGGCCCCUCCCGCAAGCGCUUCUAUGACGAGAAUGAAGACGACGAGUCUGACAUCAUGGCCUACGAUGAUGCCGCCUCUAGAACCAUUGCUGUCCCCCGCACAAGGAUCCAGCGAAAUGCCACCCCCCUUCGCCUCAACAGACAAGUCACAUCAGCAGAUGAUGACUUUGAGGAUGCUGGAUUCCUCGUCUUUGACGAAAUGACUGAAUAA
[Torrubiella] hemipterigena is the source of this 642-nucleotide messenger RNA. The record is from the annotation of a GenBank genome assembly. Lineage: Eukaryota; Fungi; Ascomycota; Sordariomycetes; Hypocreales; Clavicipitaceae.